Molecule: messenger RNA, 4961 nt
Organism: Camelus dromedarius (Arabian camel)
Lineage: Eukaryota; Metazoa; Chordata; Mammalia; Artiodactyla; Camelidae
Gene: HYOU1
Product: hypoxia up-regulated 1
Exons: 29
Coding region: 270-3569 (1099 amino acids)
Biological process (GO): negative regulation of hypoxia-induced intrinsic apoptotic signaling pathway; endoplasmic reticulum unfolded protein response
Cellular component (GO): endoplasmic reticulum chaperone complex
Molecular function (GO): ATP binding; ATP-dependent protein folding chaperone
Source: RefSeq, a predicted model, not a curated record
AAUCCCCAGAGAGUAAGGGCUGCGUCUUUGUUACACUGAACCAGGUUUAACAGAGCCGGAAGAGGCUCCAUGUUUGGCUGAAGGAAUGAAUGGGGAUAACUUUCCUCCUAUCCCCUCCUCGGUUGAUGGGAAAGGUAUUGGAACUACUAAUAAGCCAGGCAGAAGCACAAAUGAGGAGACUGGACCUCCUUUCACUGGCUGAGCAUAUUCUGUACUACCCAUUAGAAUUUUUAGAUCCUAUGUUAUAUCAGUUGUUAACACUAUGAAUAAUGUAUGUUAAAGGAAGCAACAUAAAAGCAAGCAGAGAAGUGAACAGCCGACUGGCAUCUUUGUUGUUAACACGGAUGCUCCCCCUACUGUCCAAUGGUAGCGGCUCAGAGUCUUCCGCUGAUGUCAGAACCAGUAAGGUCCGUGCCCAUUGGAUCCUCUUGUUGAUGAAGAUAUUGCAACCAGGAUUGCAAACAGCACCCCAGAAGCCUGCCUUAUGCCCUCUUCUAAUCACUACCUCCCAAACGGCUUGCUCUUGUGAAACACUAGUCUCCUCUCUGGUCAGAGAACAAAACAGAGACACAGUGGAAGCCAUGGUCAGAAGGCAGAGGCCGAGGAGGCUGGCCUGUUUGGCCUUGAUGGCUGUGCUCUUGGCAGACCUGUUGGCACUGAGUGACACGCUGGCAGUGAUGUCUGUGGACCUGGGCAGUGAGUCCAUGAAGGUGGCCAUCGUCAAACCUGGAGUGCCCAUGGAGAUUGUCUUGAACAAGGAAUCCCGGAGGAAAACCCCAGUGACUGUGACUCUGAAAGAAAAUGAAAGAUUCUUUGGAGACAGUGCAGCAAGCAUGGCCAUCAAGAAUCCAAAGGCUACACUGCGUUACUUCCAGCAUCUCCUGGGGAAGCAGGAGAAUAACCCCCAUGUGGCCCUUUACAGAGCACGCUUCCCAGAGCAUGAGCUGGGCUUUGACCCACAGAGGCAGACUGUAUACUUCCAGAUCAGCCCGCAGCUGCAGUUCUCGCCUGAGGAGGUACUUAGCAUGCUUCUCAAUUACUCCCGUUCCCUGGCUGAAGAUUUUGCAGAGCAGCCCAUCAAGGAUGCAGUGAUCACCGUGCCGGCCUUCUUCAAUCAGGCCGAGCGCCGAGCGGUGCUGCAGGCCGCUCGCAUGGCCGGCCUCAAAGUGCUGCAGCUCAUCAACGACAACACUGCCACUGCCCUCAGCUACGGGGUCUUCCGCCGGAAGGACAUCAACACCACUGCGCAGAAUAUUAUGUUCUAUGACAUGGGCUCAGGCAGCACCGUGUGCACCAUCGUGACCUACCAGACAGUGAAGACUAAGGAUGCGGGGUUGCAGCCACAGCUACAGAUCCGGGGAGUCGGGUUUGACCGCACCCUGGGGGGCCUGGAGAUGGAGCUCCGGCUGCGUGAACACCUGGCUGGGCUUUUCAAUGAGCAGCGCAAGGGGCAGGGCACAAAGGACGUGCGGGAGAACCCCCGCGCCAUGGCCAAGCUGCUGCGUGAGGCCAAUCGACUAAAGACUGUCCUGAGUGCCAACGCGGACCACAUGGCACAGAUUGAAGGCCUGAUGGACGAUGUGGACUUCAAGGCCAAGGUGACUCGGGCAGAGUUUGAAGAAUUGUGUGCAGACUUAUUUGAGCGGGUGCCCAGGCCUGUGCAGCAGGCCCUCCAGAGCGCCCAGAUGAAUCUGGAUGAAAUUGAGCAGGUGAUCCUGGUGGGUGGUGCCACUCGGGUCCCCAAAGUUCAGGAAGUGCUGCUGAAGGCUGUGGGCAAGGAGGAGCUAGGAAAGAACAUCAAUGCAGACGAAGCCGCCGCUAUGGGGGCCGUGUACCAGGCCGCAGCGCUCAGCAAGGCCUUCAAGGUGAAGCCGUUUGUAGUCCGAGACGCAGUGAUCUACCCUAUCCUGGUGGAGUUCACGAGGGAGGUCGAGGAAGAGCCUGGGGUUCGCAGCCUGAAGCACAACAAGCGUGUCCUCUUCUCCCGGAUGGGGCCCUACCCUCAGCGCAAAGUCAUCACCUUUAACCGCUACAGCCACGACUUCAACUUCCACAUCAACUAUGGUGACCUGGGCUUCCUGGGGCCUGAGGAUCUUCGGGUAUUUGGCUCCCAGAAUCUGACUACAGUGAAGCUAAAAGGCGUGGGUGAGAGCUUCAAGAAGUAUCCUGACUAUGAGUCCAAGGGCAUCAAGGCUCACUUCAACCUGGAUGAGAGUGGCGUGCUCAGCUUGGACAGGGUGGAGUCUGUGUUUGAGACCCUGGUGGAGGACAGCCCAGAAGAGGAAUCUACUUUGACCAAACUUGGCAACACCAUCUCCAGCCUGUUUGGAGGUGGUUCUACACCAGAUACUAAAGAGAAUGGGACCGACACCGUCCAGGAGGAGGAGGAAGGCCCUGCUGAGGGCAGCAAGGAUGAGCCUGGGGAGCAAGCAGAGCUCAAGGAGGAAGCAGAGGCCCGGGCAGAGGACACCUCUCCGCCCCCACCCUCUGAGCCUAAGGGGGAUGCAGCCCCUGAGGGAGAAAAGGCCACAGAGAAAGACAGUGGGGAAAAGCCAGAGGCCCAGAAGCCGAGUGAGAAGGGGGAGGUGGGGUCUGAGGGUGUCCCUCCAGCCCCAGAGGAAGGAAAGAAGCAGAAGCCAGCCCGGAAGCAGAAAAUGGUGGAGGAGAUCGGGGUGGAGCUGGUCGUUCUGGACCUGCCUGACUUGACCGAGGAUGAGCUGGCCCACUCGGCUCAGAAACUCCAGGACUUGACGCUGCGGGACCUAGAGAAGCAGGAACGGGAGAAAGCGGCUAAUAGCUUAGAAGCGUUCAUCUUUGAGACCCAGGACAAGCUGUACCAGUCUGAGUACCAGGAAGUGUCCACUGAGGAGCAGCGUGAGGACAUCUCUGGGAGACUCAGCGCCACAUCCACCUGGCUGGAAGAUGAGGGCUUUGGGGCCACCACAGUGAUGUUGAAGGAGAAGCUGGCUGAGCUGAAGAAGCUGUGCCAAGGGUUGUUUUUCCGGGUGGAAGAGCGCAAGAAGUGGCCUGAACGGCUCUCUGCCCUUGAUAAUCUCCUCAACCAUUCCAGCAUGUUCCUCAAAGGGGCCCGGCUCAUCCCAGAGAUGGACCAGAUCUUCACGGAGGUGGAGAUGACAACGUUAGAGAAAGUCAUCAACGAGACCUGGGCCUGGAAGAAUGCAACCGUGGCCGAGCAGGCCAAGCUUCCCGCCACAGAGAAGCCCGUGUUGCUCUCAAAAGACAUUGAGGCUAAGAUGAUGGCCCUGGACCGUGAGGUGCAGUAUCUGCUCAAUAAGGCCAAGUUUGCCAAGCCCCGGCCCCGGCCCAAGGACAAGAAUGGAACCCGGGCAGAGCCUCCCCUCAACGCCAGUACCAGUGACCAGGGGGAGAAGGUCAUUCCUCCACCAGGCCAGACUGAAGAUGCAAAGCCUGUUUCAGAACCUGAGAAAGAGACUCGAUCUGAAUCAGCAGACUCUGAACCUCUGGAGUUAGGUGGUCCCGGAGCAGAAUCCGAACAGAAGGAGCAGCCAACAGGACAGAAGCGAACUUUGAAGAACGAUGAACUAUAACCCCCACCUCCCAGUUCCCCACUUGUCCCGGCCCCCCCCCCCCACCUCUAUUUAUUGAACACCGAGGGUUGGGGGAGGGGUUGGUCCUGCCCUCAGAGGGUUCUGUUCCUCUUCUCUCACCUGCCAUUGGAGGCGUGGAGAAGGGGAAGGGACAGCUCACCAGUUCCUUCUGGAGUAGUACUGUGGUUAAAGAAAUGUUCUGUUCCCCAAUCCCACCCCCUGGUUCCCUACCCAUCCAGGCCCUAAUUUGGGAAAAAUCACUAUUAUGUCUUAAUUCUUUGCCUGUGGGUAGGUGAGAGAAUGGCCGUCAGUGGUUGGUUGACAGACCUGGUGGUGAGAAGGGCGUCCUGGGAUAUUAGAGAGUUUUCAGUCUUCUCUGGUUGUCCUUCCUUCCCUCCAACCCUCCCUCCCUCUUCCACCACAAGGUCAACGCCACAUGGGCCAGUGUCUGCAGAGCCUUGGUUACCAGGUUGGUUUCUGGGUACCUGUCUGUGCCCUUGCCUCCUCCAAGGUCUUCUCUUUCCCUAAAAUCCCAGUCCCCAUUGCUUCCUCCCAUGGGUCUCCUUGGCUUCCUCUUGCAAGUUGGGCAGUUCUCUGCCUCUUGCCCAGAGCCUUUCCAUCUGAACUGGCUGAAGUCAAUCUAGAUCGAUUCCCGCCCACAUGUACAAGCCCUGGUGGCAGGGAUAAAAAGAAGAGGGAAUCCAGCCACCUCUCCAGGGAGUGAGACCUAUGUGCAAACCCUGUAGCUCCCCCACCUGUGGACUCUUGGGCCUAGGGCAGCCAUGGAGUGGCUGACACAGGAUGCCAGCAUCCUGCAAAGUCCCAGUAGCUUGGUACUCCAUGUCCCUCUACUUCCUACCCUUACUCUCCCCUGUUGUUCUGCCCUCCCAGACAGAGCCUUUCCCUCACCCCCUGGCCCCCUGGGCUGACCAAAAUGUGCUUUCUACUGUGAGCCCCAAUCCCAAGACCCUGGGGGCAGGAGAGACUAUGGUGUGAAUGUAAAAAUGCCACCUCGCUCUCUUGGAGACAGGCCUUGUGGGGAAAGGAAGAGGGCAUGGGCUGGCCUUUCGUGCAUUUCUCUUCUGGGACGGGGGCCCACCACACCGAGGUUGGGCAGCCUGCCCUCCAGGGUCCCAUCUGUAGUAGGAGCCAGGGCCGCCUUCCCAGCUCCCAGAGCAGAGGGGAGCCUGGUUGUGUCUGUCUCUUGUCUUUUUUUCCUCUUUUUUUUUUUUUUUGCCACAUUGGCAGAAAUGAGACCUAAAGGUCCCACCCCGUCCUAUAUGUUUGAGUUGUUUCACUAGCAGUUGAGGCUGGUUGGACAAGUUUGAGUCAAAUUGUACUUUGCUCCAUUGUUAAUUGAGAAACUGUUUCAAUAAAAUAUUCUUUUCUACA